This is a messenger RNA of Lobosporangium transversale, 1350 nucleotides long. RefSeq names its product rab-GTPase-TBC domain-domain-containing protein. The transcript has 4 exons. The record is from RefSeq and is a predicted model, not a curated record. The coding region runs from base 1 to 1350 and encodes 449 amino acids. NCBI's taxonomy places the organism in Eukaryota, Fungi, Mortierellomycota, Mortierellomycetes, Mortierellales, Mortierellaceae.
AUGGAUCGAGUUCUUGGGCAUGCUAAAGAAGAAUCAGUUGGCGAAGAUGUGGACUGGGAUUACUGGGGCUCUUUGAUGCAUGAUUACGAUGGUGUAGUUAAGAAGAACCCUAAACAAUUGACUUUGAUGAUACAAAAAGGCGUGCCACCAGCACUACGUGGAUUGAUCUGGCAGAUACUCGCUCAGUCCAAGAAUCCUCAACUUGAGGCGGACUAUGCGGAAUUACUCAAAGCAACAAGCUUGCAUGAGAAGCAAAUUAACCGCGAUAUGAGUCGCACAUUCCCGAACCAUGAGUAUUUUCAGGCAGAAGGGCUCGGUCAAGAAUCUUUGUUCAAUGUAGUCAAAGCUUACAGCCUCUAUGAUUCCGAAGUCGGUUACUGUCAAGGUUUAAGCUUUGUAGUUGGACCACUGCUCUUGAAUAUGCCAGAUGAGGAGGCUUUUUGCUUAUUGGUCCGUAUGAUGAAAUCAUACGACAUGAGAGGUCAUUUUACUCCUGAUAUGAGCACGCUUCAACUAAGACUCUAUCAAUUUGAGCAACUCAUGGAGGAAACGGUUCCGUUGGUCUACAAACAUUUUCAGAAUCAAGGCAUUCGAUCAACUAUGUAUGCCUCUCAAUGGUUCAUGACUCUGUUUGCAUACAAAUUUCCUCUUGAUUUAGUCUUCAGAAUCUAUGAUAUUCUCUUUGUGGAGGGGGUAGAGUCAUUGCUGCGAUUCGGAAUCGCGUUAUUGAAGGCCAAUCAUGAUCAGAUCUUGCACCAUGACUUUGAAGCACUGGUUGAUUUCUUGAAAAAUGGAUUAUUCGAGUAUUACAAGGUAACCACAACCCUUUUUGUUCAGGACGCGUUUAACGUCAAGGUGACUCCAAAGAAGCUGGCCCAGUACGCUCAAAAGCAUGCGGCCAUGAUCCAAAAGCAACAAGCAGAGAUUGCUGCUGAAGAAUCUCUCCGAGAAUCAAACCGUCAUCUCUCAGCGGAGGUUCGACGGCUAGAAGCUACAGUUCACACGCUCAAUAAGGAGCACGUUGAGCUUGCAAAGGAGCUGAUUACGCGCAAGAUGGAGAUGGCACAACUUCAGGACAAGAACGAUGUGCUAUCACAGAAAGUCAUUGAUCUAACCAAGAUUGUGGAUUCACAGGCUAAGGAAGUGGAGGACCGUCUGAAAGGUGAAAUCCAGAGUGUGAUGGAGAGGAACUUGGAGCUUACACGAAAGAACGAACAGUUGGAGGACCAGUGUGCGUCAUUGGAAAAUAUGUUGAUUGAAACGAAGAUGAAGUAUGCAGCCAGUGAAGAUCAACGAGAUGCCUUGACAAGGAAACUAGCAGAUUUAAGAAAGGCUCUUGGGGUUGUAUAG